AUGGUGGGAUAUGAUAGAGAUGAAUAUGAAGAUUUGGAUGAGUAUGAGGAUGGUGAGGAGUACGAGGAAGAGGGCUACGAAGAGGAGGAAACCCACCAGCCCACACAGGAGGCAUUGGAAUAUCUUGAACUGAGGCAACGGUUAAAAGAGACAUAUAGAAAGAAGAUGAAGAAGCAAUUAGGGACAGCUAAUCCCAGUCCCCGUGACAAAACUAAUGCAGUGUGCAAGGACAACUUUGGUUCGUUCUUUGGGCCUUCGCAGCCAGUUAUUGCUUCGAGAGUGAUUCAAGAAAGCAAGUCCUUGUUGGAGAACCCAAAUUUGGCAGCAAGGAUUUCUAAAUCCAACCAUUCCAUGCAGGCCAAUAAGAGCUCUGCUUCAGCCACCGCGGGGUUAAAACCUCAAUCUGACCAUCUGCCAAGAGCUACCAAUGGGGUAAAAACAAAAGUUGAAAUGCUUAAAAAUACAAGGGACUAUUCUUUUUUGUUAUCUGAUGAUGCUGAGGUUCCGGCUCCCACCAAAAAUCCUCCACCAAGAAAUGUAUCUGCCCCGAAUUCAGAGGAGCGAUCAGCUCAAGCACCACCUAGGAGCAAACAGCCAGCGAAAGAUAGUGGCAGAAAAGCCUUCACUGGUCAUCCAGAGAGGAAACCGAUGUCUGCAAGUGUCCAACUGAGACCUAAAGUUGGAUCUGAGAAAUUGGCUCCAUCCAGUAAGUUGUCGAUGGGAUCCAAGCAAAAGCUUGGUAUCAAUAAUGGAAGUGGGCCUGGUCGGCCAGUGCGGGUGAAUGAUAUACCAUCUAGGAAUCCAGCAGCCACCACGGGGAAGAAGGUUACAGCACCACUUGCAAAGAGUUCAAUGCCUUGUGAGCGUAAACCAACCCCUUCACACUUGCAACCUAAGGUGCAUAAGCCACCGCCUUCACAUUUGCAAUCUUUUGUUCAAAAGAAACCAUUGAUACAAAGGAAGGAGUCUCAAGAAACUAUCAAGGCAAAGGUCAUACCGAAACAGCCUUUGUCAUCCUCUAGACCUCAGAUGAAGCCACUACCACCCAAAUCGUCAGCUCGUGGUACUUUGGCUGAUGAACGCCCAAAGAGAAAACCUAUGAAUGAUGAUGUGGAAGCUAUAAGUAUGAUCAGAGAAAUGUUCAGGUAUAAUCCUAACAAGUAUCGAGACGACGAUGAUGACAGUGACAUGGAGGCCAAUUUUAAUGAUAUCUUGGCGGAGGAGAGACGCAGUGCAAAAAUUGCGAUUGAAGAGGACAGAGAACAACUACGCUUGAUUGAAGAAGAAGAAAGGAGAGAGCGGAUGCGAUUGGCAAAGAGGCAAAAGCGAUGA
Molecule: messenger RNA, 1332 nt
Organism: Fraxinus pennsylvanica
Lineage: Eukaryota; Viridiplantae; Streptophyta; Magnoliopsida; Lamiales; Oleaceae
Source: the annotation of a GenBank genome assembly